This is a messenger RNA of Dromiciops gliroides (monito del monte), 4959 nucleotides long. RefSeq names its product STT3 oligosaccharyltransferase complex catalytic subunit A (gene STT3A). Bases 153 to 2270 code for a protein of 705 amino acids. Gene Ontology annotation, biological process: post-translational protein modification. Gene Ontology annotation, molecular function: dolichyl-diphosphooligosaccharide-protein glycotransferase activity. Gene Ontology annotation, cellular component: membrane. The record is from RefSeq and is a predicted model, not a curated record. NCBI's taxonomy places the organism in Eukaryota, Metazoa, Chordata, Mammalia, Microbiotheria, Microbiotheriidae. The transcript has 18 exons.
GGGCGCUAAGGUGGCCAAUGGAGGGGCGGAGCAGGAGACUGUCAGGGUUGGGUGCGCCGGCCGCUAAACGGAUGGCAGAGGGAGAGGAGCUGAGCCCGGCAAUACCCAACCCAGCUGUUUGAGUGCCAUCCGUCAUUAUCUUUGAUGCCAAGAUGACCAAGCUGGGAUUUUUGCGGCUGUCCUAUGAGAAGCAAGACACUCUUCUGAAGCUUCUUAUCCUGUCAAUGGCCGCUGUAUUAUCUUUUUCCACACGUCUGUUUGCUGUUCUGAGAUUUGAAAGUGUCAUCCAUGAGUUUGAUCCGUAUUUUAAUUAUCGAACUACCCGGUUCCUGACUGAGGAGGGAUUUUAUAAAUUCCAUAACUGGUUUGAUGACCGGGCCUGGUACCCUCUGGGGCGAAUCAUCGGAGGAACAAUUUAUCCAGGUUUAAUGAUCACAUCUGCUACAAUCUACCACGUGCUACAUUUUUUCCACAUCACUAUUGACAUUCGGAAUGUCUGCGUUUUCCUGGCCCCUCUCUUCUCUUCUUUCACCACCAUCGUCACAUACCAUCUUACCAAAGAGCUCAAGGAUGCAGGUGCUGGACUGCUUGCUGCUGCCAUGAUUGCUGUGGUUCCUGGCUAUAUAUCCCGUUCUGUGGCAGGUUCCUAUGACAAUGAAGGGAUUGCCAUCUUCUGUAUGCUGCUCACCUACUACAUGUGGAUUAAGGCAGUAAAGACAGGCUCUACCUACUGGGCUGCCAAAUGUGCCCUUGCCUAUUUCUACAUGGUCUCCUCAUGGGGAGGUUAUGUGUUUCUGAUCAACUUGAUCCCUCUCCACGUACUGGUGCUGAUGCUGACAGGGCGCUUCUCCCACCGGAUCUAUGUGGCUUACUGUACUGUGUACUGCUUGGGGACCAUCCUUUCUAUGCAGAUCUCCUUUGUGGGUUUCCAGCCUGUCCUGUCAUCAGAGCACAUGGCAGCCUUUGGGGUGUUUGGUCUGUGCCAGAUCCAUGCCUUUGUGGAUUACCUGCGUAGCAAGCUGAAUCCUCAGCAAUUUGAAGUCCUCUUCCGAAGUGUAAUCUCCUUGGUUGGUUUCGUCCUCCUCACUCUGGGAGCUGUCCUCAUGCUGACAGGAAAAAUUUCUCCCUGGACGGGACGUUUCUACUCUCUGCUGGAUCCUUCUUAUGCUAAGAACAACAUCCCCAUCAUUGCUUCUGUGUCUGAGCAUCAACCUACCACCUGGUCCUCUUACUACUUUGAUCUUCAGCUCUUGGUCUUCAUGUUCCCAGUUGGCCUCUAUUACUGCUUUAGCAACUUGUCUGAUGCUCGGAUCUUUAUCAUUAUGUAUGGUGUGACCAGCAUGUACUUCUCAGCUGUCAUGGUACGUCUGAUGCUAGUCCUCGCCCCUGUAAUGUGCAUUCUUUCUGGCAUUGGGGUCUCCCAGGUCCUCUCUACCUACAUGAAAAAUCUGGACAUCAGUCGUCCAGAUAAGAAGAGUAAGAAGCAACAGGACUCUACCUACCCUAUCAAGAAUGAGGUGGCAAGUGGGAUGAUCUUGGUCAUGGCUUUUUUCCUUAUUACAUAUACUUUCCACUCAACAUGGGUCACUAGUGAAGCCUACUCUUCUCCCUCUAUUGUGCUUUCUGCACGAGGUGGAGAUGGAAGCAGGAUCAUAUUUGAUGACUUCAGAGAGGCGUACUACUGGCUUAGGCACAACACUCCAGAGGAUGCAAAGAUCAUGUCAUGGUGGGAUUAUGGUUACCAGAUCACAGCUAUGGCAAACAGGACAAUCCUAGUGGACAACAAUACCUGGAACAAUACUCACAUUUCUAGAGUAGGGCAGGCUAUGGCAUCAACAGAAGAGAAGGCCUAUGAGAUCAUGAGGGAACUUGAUGUCAGCUAUGUGCUAGUCAUAUUUGGAGGCCUCACUGGAUAUUCUUCUGAUGACAUUAACAAGUUUCUCUGGAUGGUCCGCAUUGGGGGGAGCACAGACACAGGGAAGCACAUCAAGGAGCAUGACUACUAUACUCCAACUGGGGAGUUCCGUGUUGACCGGGAAGGUUCCCCAGUGCUCCUCAACUGCCUCAUGUACAAGAUGUGUUACUACCGCUUUGGACAGGUCUACACAGAAGCCAAGCGUCCACCAGGCUAUGACAGGGUCAGAAAUGCUGAGAUUGGUAACAAAGAUUUUGAACUUGAUGUCCUAGAAGAAGCAUAUACCACAGAACAUUGGCUGGUCAGGAUAUACAAGGUAAAGGACCUGGACAAUAGAGGCUUGUCAAGGACAUAACCAUCAUCUUCACCUCCAAUAUGCAUCGCACUGAAUUCGUCUUCACCUAGGAUGCCGCAGACAUUGUUUUUAUAUGCAGUUUGUAAGAACAGGGCAGAAUGGGAUUGGAAUUGCCUGGAAGUUUUGCCCAGGGCAAUAUAGGCCGGGCCAGGUGGAAUGAUUUUUAUAAUUAUAAGCAGGUUACCAAAUGAAAUGUCAUGGCUUUACCAUGGUCAAUUAAAGAGGGAAAAAAAUUUUUAAAUGUGUUUUAUUUGGUUUGACUUAAUGUGACUGACACAUAGCAGCAGACAAUCUCAUUGCUUUGAAAGAAGGGAAGAUGCUAGGCCUGAUAUCUACAUUAGAGAUCCCUCUCCUAAAUAAAUUGAGGGUAAAGCCAUUCCUUUUUCCUUCAAGUCAGCCAAACUGUCGAGGAUUGGAUUGGGUACUUCGCAGAAUCUGAGUUGAAAGAGACCUCAGAAGACAUCUAGUCUAAAAUGUGUACAAGUAUAGGAAUUCUCUCUUUAAAUCCCCAACAAGUAGUCAGUCAUCUCAACUUCCUUCACUUGAAGACCUUAGUAAAGGGAAACAUACCACCCCCUCAGGCAGCCCAUUCUACUUUUGGUUAGCUCUAGUUGUUGGGAAGUUUUUCAUUCCUUUGAACCUGAAUUGGCUUUUCUGUAACCCAUCUUUCCAAGUUCUGCUCUCUAGGCCCAAGAAAAACAAUUUUAAUCCCUCUUCUGUAUUAUAGGCCUUCAGGUAUUUGAAGUGAGCAGUCAUGUCCCUUCUAAGUCAUCUGUUGUGCGGGUUAAAGAUCCCCAGUUCUUUGAUUAACCCUAAUGGCUGCUCGUCAUCCCGGCUCCCCUGCCUCUGGACAUUCUCUGGCUGGGCUCCAGAGUUCUUAGAUUUGUUGCCCAGGAUGUAUAGCAUCGUAACUCUAAUGUGACUAGGUCAGAGUGCCUUCCUUUCCUGUUCGGGAUGUUUUGCCUCUCAUAAUGCAGCCUAGGAUCAAAUUAAUCUUUGCUGCUGCCUUGUCACACUGUUGACUCCUAUUGAGUUUACCCCCAGAUCUUUUGCAUACAAAUUGUUGGCCAGCCUUGACUGUAUUUGUGAAGGUGAUUUUUUUAAAAACCCCAACUAUAAGACUUCAGUUUUAUAUCUGAUGAAUUUAUUUUAUUUGGUUCAGUCCAUCAUUCUAACCUGUUGAGGUCUUUUUGUAUCCUGCAUCUCUUAUCCAUUAGUUAUCCCUGCUGACUUUGUGUCAUCUGUGAAUUUGGUCAUGGCAUCUGUACUUCAUUUAAGUCAUGGAGAAAAAGGUCUGCAACAUAGGGAAAUGGAAAAGUCCUUGAAACGUUCCACCAGAGAACUCUCUCAAUAGGACAAAAAGCUAUCAAGGGCGGUUUUGCAGUCUGGUUAUUUCAUCCGGUUUUGAAUGUACCUAAUUAUACCAUUGUACAUCUUCCAUUUCUUUCUUUAUCUCAUUCACAGUGAUAGCAUAUGAGACGUCAUCUAAUUCAUCCCUGAAAUUUGGAUAAAAGAUAUCUUAUAGGGGCAGCUAGAUGGUGCAGUGGAUAGAGCACCAGUAAUCUCUUUCAGGAGUCAGGAGGACCUGAGUUCAAAUCCAGCCUCAGACACUUAACACUUACUUGUUGUGUGACCCUAGGCAAGUCACUUAGCCCCAAUUGCCUCACUUAAAAAAAAAGAUAUCUUAUAGCAGCCCCUUAUCCAUCAUCCUAACUCUGUCAGAAAUGGAAAUGUGUUUAGUCAAUGAAGCCAGCCUGGGUCUUGGUUAUUAUUUCUUCCUUUUUAUUAUUUUCAAAAAUUAAAUUAAUAUUUUGGAGGCAAUCAGGGUUAAAUGAUUUGUUCAGGGUCACACAGCUAAUAAGUAUCUGAUGCUGGAUUUGAACUUGGGUCCUCCUGACUCCAGGGCCUGUCUAUCUACUGUGCUACCUCGUUGUCCCCCUAAUGCUUUCUUUUUAAAACAUUCACACUUAUACCUUUAAUAUGUUCUUGACUUUUGCCUAAAUUUGAAGUCAGAUUUACUAGUCUACACUGCAGAAUCCAUCCUCUGGAAACAGGGAUAUCUGCCUCUCUUUUUUAGCUUUGUGACACUUGUUAUCUAUUGAAAGAUCACUGACAAAUUCAUCCAUAUCAUCUAGCAUUUCUUUCAAUAUCCUGCAGUACAACCUGAACUCAUUGAAAAUAACUGGAUUCUUUUUUAUCAUGUUCUUAUUUAUCUUGGAAUUCCUUUUCAACGAUUUUUGAUCAACUUCACAAUCGGCUUCUUAAUUUAAGAAUUAAAAAAGUCCUCCUUGAUAGAAAAAACAGGAACAAAAUAAGAGUUCAAUAAUUCUGCUUUCUGUCAUCCCUUAUCAUUGUGUUCUUAUCCCCUCUUUGAUCUUUCUCAUGACCCCAGUAUAGCUUUUUAAAAACCCUUUUUUACGGGGCAGCUUGGUGGCGCAGUGGAUAAAGCACUGGCCCUGGAUUCAGGAGGACUUGAGUUCAAAUUCGGCCUCAGACACUUGACACUUACUAGCUAUGUGACUCUGGGCAAGUCACUUUAUUGCCCUGCUUAAAAAAAAAAAAAGCCCUUUUUUUUGUGGCCUUUAACAUUCAUUCCCAGCCUAAGCCCAUUUUGAACUUUAGUGUCCCUGACACUAUUUUGUUUGUAUGUUUGGUUUGCCGGGAAAUGGGGGUUAAGUGACUUGCCCAG